UUAAAGUAACGACAAAACAUCUUCUAAAAGUAGUUCAGUAAUAACGUUAUAGUUUUCUAACCACACCACUUAGAAGGACGACGUUCUGGUUCUGUCAAAUUUGACAGUUUGUGUUAAACACUGUGAAGAAGUGUGUUAAAAUUUUUUUAAUAAAAUUGUCACAAAAAUUGUGACCUUUUUCUUUAGUUGCAGUGGGGCCUUCAAUAAUAUUGAAGGAUAAGAGGUCAAGACGGGUAACGAAAUGUCAGCCUCGGCCAUGGAAAAACACCUUUUCAAUUUAAAAUUCGCCGUGAAAGAGUUGGAAAGAAACUCAAAACGAUGUGUCAAAGAGGAGAAGCAAGAGAAAGCGAAAACAAAACAGGCUAUACAGAAAGGAAACCAUGAAGUCGCGCGAAUACACGCUGAAAACGCUAUUCGACAAAAAAAUCAAUCUAUUAAUUACUUAAGAAUGUCGGCUAGAGUUGAUGCUGUGGCUAGUAGGGUACAAUCAGCUUUAACAACACGAAAAGUCACCAGUUCAAUGGCCGGUGUGGUUAAAGCAAUGGAUGCUGCAAUGAACAGUAUGAAUCUAGAAAAAGUAUCUAGUUUAAUGGAUAAAUUUGAACAACAGUUUGAAGAUCUUGAUGUUCAAUCUGGUGUUAUGGAGAAUGCUAUGUCUCAAACCACUACAACAACGAUUCCUCAAAAUGAAGUUGAUAGCUUAAUGCAAGAAGUUGCUGAUGAAGCUGGUUUGGAAUUGAAUUUGGAAUUACCUCAAGGUUUACCAGCAUCAAGCGUAAGCAGUGCUACGGCUAUGUCUCAGGAACAAGAUGAAUUAACACAAAGAUUAGCACGAUUGAGACAAGCCGAAUAGUAAUUUAAUCAGUUUCAGCAAAAUGUUAUGUGUAAGGCUAUAAAUAGGAACACAAAAAAUGUUAAGAAGCCAAGAAAACAGCUUGAGGCUUUAAUAGAACGUGUCAAUCUAUGGUAGUAGAUGUAAAUAAUGGAAUCAAAAAGAUGUUAAAAUGUUAUUAAUGAUUUUAAAAAUGUAUUAAUUUUAAGUUUUAAAUAUAUUAUGGAUUAUUUUGUAAUAUUAAC
Messenger RNA from Onthophagus taurus, 1077 nucleotides. It is a transcript of the gene Chmp1, whose product is annotated as Charged multivesicular body protein 1. Lineage: Eukaryota; Metazoa; Arthropoda; Insecta; Coleoptera; Scarabaeidae. The record is from RefSeq and is a predicted model, not a curated record. Gene Ontology annotation, biological process: vacuolar transport.